CUCUCUAACUCACACUCAUACUCACAUACAUUCACACACUCUCACACGCACCCUCUCCCCUGCCAGCCCAUCCCAGACAGGCUCAGUCCCUUCCCUGUACCAGGCACUCAGCCAUUGCACUCCCCCUUUGCUGCCCAAAGCACCACCCAGAGGCUCCCAGCAUGGCAAACAGCUGUUUCUCCCGGCCCUGCUUGCCCUCAGCCUCCAACAACUCCGUCUGCUCCAGUGAUGUGAGCCACAGCAGCAACGUCUGCAUGCCCAGCUCAUGCCUAGGGGGCUCCUCCUGGCAACUGGACGACUGCCCAGAGAGCUGCUGUGAGCCCUGCGGCUGCAGCGGACCCUCCUGCUGCCCAGCCCCGUGCUGCCCUCCUGCCUCCUGCCUCACCCUCGUGUGCCGACCAGUCUGCUGUGUGCCCGCCUCCUGCCAGCCCUGCCCAGCUGUCUGUGCCCCCUCGUGCUGCCAGUCCACUGGCUGUGGAGCUUCCUGCUGCCAAACCUGUCCAAGUGCCCCCAUACAGUCCUGUUGCUGUGUGCCCAUGUGCUGCAAGCCCAGCUGCUGCAUCUCCCUGCCUGUGUGCUGCAAACCCAGCUGCUGUGUGACCUCUGCCUGCCCAGUCCUCUCUUGCAGCCCAGUAUCCUCCUGCUGCCAGCCUCCCUGCUGUCAGCCUGCUUGCUCCAUGCCCCUGAGCUGUCGACUAGUGUGUAGCCCAGCCACCUGCUGUGUGCCUCUCUCCUGCAAACCCACCUGUUGCACCACCUCUUCCACCUCCUGCUGCUGUGGUCUUUCCUGCUGCUGUGCCCCAUCCUGCUGCCGCCCCACCUCCUCUGUGUCCCUCAUCUGCCAGCCCACCUGCUGCAGACCCUCCUGCUGCAGACCCUCCUGCUGCUCCACCUCCUGUGGCCAGAAAUCCUGCUGUUGAAGCCAGGGCUCUGCUCUCUCUCCACCCUGCUACCCCCUUCACGAGCCUCAGCAGCUGCACGGCAGUACUCACAAAGGAGGCCUCAAUUUGGCCCUCCAGGCACCCCCCAAACAUCCUCCCACCCCAGGCCUCCCUGAGUCCCCACAAAUCUCCUCAGAUGCAUGGCUGACCCCCUCCUGCUUCCCCAGGCCUCCAGGUCAGCUUGCAGUAUGCACCCCACAACUGCUGCUCACAGACUCCCUCCAGGCAACCAGAGUGUGGGUACUGCCAGGCAGGAGCUCCCCUGGCAAUAAAGUGCAUCCUUGACCUUUCCAGGCCUCUCUCUCAGGCUCCUUCCUUGUCCUCAGACCAUUGGGCUAGGGAGGGGGUGAUAGGGGCUUACAAGUACCACACAGCACUGCU
Monodelphis domestica (gray short-tailed opossum) is the source of this 1322-nucleotide messenger RNA. RefSeq lists its product as uncharacterized. Gene Ontology annotation, cellular component: keratin filament. The record is from RefSeq and is a predicted model, not a curated record. Lineage: Eukaryota; Metazoa; Chordata; Mammalia; Didelphimorphia; Didelphidae.